Linum tenue is the source of this 3008-nucleotide messenger RNA. Lineage: Eukaryota; Viridiplantae; Streptophyta; Magnoliopsida; Malpighiales; Linaceae. The record is from the annotation of a GenBank genome assembly.
GCACGAAACAAUAGGGCCACAUUUUGCACUUCCUACUAAUGUGUUCUCACUUUCUCACCUUCAAUUCGAUUGAGGCGUGAAACUCUGCAAUUCCUGCUGCGUAGAAGCCGUGAUUCAGUCGAAGAGCUUAAGAAAUGGCGAGCUUUGAUGACCGGAGCAGUCACAAACGAGCUUUCCUCGAGUUCUUGGACCAGAAUGUAUACAAGAACGAGAUCAAGGCCAUGAUUGACCAGCGGCGCCGCCGUCUCAUCGUCAACAUCUCCGAUCUGCACUCCUUCCAAGACUUCGGUCCCAGGAUAUUGAAGAAUCCAAGUGAGUUUAUGCAACCAUUCUGUGAUGCGGCCACAGAUAUUGCACGAAGUAUCGACCCGCUGUUCUUGAAGGAAGGAGAGCAAGUUCAUGUCGGUUUCGAGGGCCCUUUUGUCUCUCGCCGUGUCUCUCCCAGAGAGCUUCUCUCUGAGUACAUAGGCACCAUGGUCUGCGUGGAGGGCAUUGUCACCAAAUGUUCUCUUGUUAGGCCAAAGGUUGUGAAAAGUGUGCAUUACUGUCCUACAACUGGAGACUUCACUUCUCGCGAGUACAGAGAUAUAACGUCUAAUGUGGGCUUGCCAACGGGGUCUGUUUAUCCUACAAGGGAUGAACAUGGGAACCUCUUGGUGACUGAGUAUGGCUUGUGCAUGUAUAAAGAUCACCAAACCUUGUCAAUGCAAGAGAUGCCUGAGAAUUCUGCUCCUGGUCAGCUCCCACGAACACUGGAUAUUAUUGUGGAGGAUGACCUUGUUGAUUCAUGCAAGCCUGGCGACCGGGUGGCUAUGGUUGGGAUAUACAAAGCACUUGCUGGGAAGACCAAGGGAAGUGUAAAUGGUGUGUUUAGGACCGUGCUGAUAGCUAAUAAUGUUUCCCUCCUGAACAAAUUGGCAAGUUCUCCAAUUUACACGGCUGACGACAUCAAGAACAUUAAAAAGAUUGCUGAAAGAGCUGAUGUUUUUGACCUACUCGGUAAUUCGCUUGCACCUUCGAUAUAUGGGCAUUCAUGGAUAAAGAAAGCUGUUGUUUUACUGAUGCUUGGUGGAGUGGAAAAGAACUUGGAAAACGGCACUCACUUAAGAGGUGACAUCAACAUGAUGAUGGUGGGUGAUCCUUCUGUUGCCAAAUCACAACUACUCCGAGCAAUCAUGAAUAUUGCUCCUUUAGCUAUAUCAACCACUGGCCGCGGGUCUUCUGGCGUGGGUUUGACAGCUGCUGUAACUUCUGACCAAGAAACAGGAGAAAGAAGGCUAGAAGCUGGAGCCAUGGUUCUCGCUGACAGAGGUGUUGUUUGCAUUGAUGAAUUUGACAAGAUGAAUGAUCAGGAUCGUGUUUCCAUUCACGAAGUCAUGGAGCAGCAGACUGUUACUAUUGCAAAAGCAGGGAUCCAUGCAUCACUAAAUGCUAGAUGCAGUGUGGUGGCAGCUGCAAAUCCCAUAUAUGGAACUUAUGAUCGCUCAAUAACGCCUACCAAGAACAUAGGACUGCCAGACUCUUUGCUUUCUCGUUUCGAUUUGCUUUUCAUAGUACUGGAUCAAAUGGACGCUGAUAUUGACCGCCAAAUCUCGGAUCACGUCUUGAGGAUGCACCGGUAUCGUUCAGCAAUAGACGCAGGGGAGGCAGCAGUUGAUGAUGCGAGUGCAAGAUACGCAAGAGAAGAGGAUGCCGAGACCGACACAUCGGUAUUUGUCAAGUAUAACCGAAUGCUUCAUGGGAAGAAAACAGAUAGAACCCGCAAAAGGGAUACGCUUUCUAUAAAUUUUCUGAAGAAGUAUAUUCACUAUGCUAAGCAUAGGUUCCAGCCUGAGCUGACCGACGAGGCGUCGGAACAAAUUGCAACUGCUUAUGCUGAGCUGAGAAAUUCUGGGACAACCACAAAGACGGGAGGAACACUUCCAAUCACUGCCAGAACGUUAGAAACCAUAAUACGUCUCUCAGCUGCCCAUGCAAAGUUGAAACUAAGUAGACAGGUAUUUGAGUUUUAAGUUGAUAUAUUCUUUAUGCUUGCUAUAUAUUUCGUGAAAAACACUUGGGCGAUCGUCUGUAAUGGAUGGGAGUUGCCUUCCUUGGCCAGGUCACGAAGUCUGACGUUGAAGCUGCUCUGAAAGUUCUGAACUUUGCCAUAUAUCAUAAAGAGUUGACUGACAUGGAAGAGCGUGAACACGAAAGGGAGAGGGAAGCCGAGAGAGAGAACAGAGCUCAGCGUCGCCGUACCAAUCGGAACACAGCAGGAGAUGAUAAUCAAGCCACUACUAAUGCGGACGGAGACGGCCCUGAUGUAGACGCCAUGGAUGUAGAUGAGCCUGCUGAGCAGCCCACUACAGGGAUAUCUACGGAAAGGACCGAAGCAUUCAACUCAGCGUUUCUUCAGUGUAUGCGGUACCAGCAGAGCAUAACCAUAGAUGAUCUGGAGAAGGCCGUUAACACAGGAGCUGCUAUUUACUCGAGACCAGAGAUCAUGACCUUGUUACAGAAACUGCAAGAUGAUAACAGAGUGAUGAUUGCCGACGACGGAAAAGUUCAUUUGGUUUGAUUUGCUAUCCUUCAACUCCUGACGUUGCCUUGCUUGACAAGUAACCAAUGGCUUGUGAAAGUGGUGCCUGAUUGAACGUGAUCGUGUAAUGUAUUUGUAGCUUGCUUGUUCUCCACACUGAUCCCCACAUUUCCUUAGCGAAUUUCGCAGAGUAGGAUGAUCAUCAUUAGCAAUGGUUCUCUCUGUGUCGUUAGCGACGUGGUAGAACUAAUAUAGCAGACUCUCACUUUCCUAUACUCCAUGUUUGUUCGGUUUGUGAACAAUCCUCUCUACAAAGUGACUAGUGACUGCCUAGCCCUAGUGUCUUAAUCACAAAUUGGUGUUUUAUGAAUGUUCGACGCAGCAGGUUUAGAACCACUAGAUUGAAAAUCGUCUCUCAUAUGGGUGCACCUAACUAUUCAUAUUAAGAUCUCUUUGCUUCUAUCAAAUCGAAGUAGCAUGUAAAUUG